AUGCGCGAGCAGCGGCUGAGACACAACGCGAGUCCGAGUGACGAUACACCACCUCAGGAUGUGAUACCGCCCAACUCGACGAGGUCAAGACCUCCAAAUGGUCAGAAUGGCAUUGCUGCAAGGACGAUUCAACGACCAUCGCCAGCUCCUCAGUGGCCACUUCAAAGCCCCCCCGCAGCAUCACCUCCAGAUGCUGAUUCAUACCGCCCACCGCCUGACCGACCUCGAGCACCUCCUCAAAGACCACAGCGCCCGAGCUUAGUCCCAUCCAUGGUAGACCAAUCCCGCCAACACCAACCGACUCCCUCAUUCCGUGUCCCAGGAGGACCCGAGAGCCCAUCGGAGCCAGUUGACAGCCCCUCCUCAGAAACCUCAGCCCCCCCGAGGAGAAGUGCAAAUCUGGGGCCACCGCCUUCCAGCAGAAGAGGGCAAUCAUCUUUUUACUCCGCGGCGUCCUUUGUUUCUCCGAUUCCAGAAGAAGACUCAGCCUAUAAAUCCCACAACUCUUACGCCUCGAGCGCGGCCAUGCCAGAUGCUUGGAGAGUCGACUCUGCGGGUGCUAGCCCAACUUUCCACGGAGCAUUCUACGAAGAAUCCCUGACGGACAGGACUAGGAAUUCCGGAGCAGACGAUUAUAACGACGAAAGCGGCCUUGUUUCCGGCCGGGAAGAAUAUGCUAUGCAGACGCUCUCCAAUCCCAAGUCUGGUGGAAACAAGUUAGCUUCUGCCAAUCCGUUCAUUGGGGGAACCGGCCUUGUGGACGAAUCCACAGACUCUUCUACCAACACCUCCUUCACCAACAGACAAACCCCGGCAACCACCCCUGGCAUGGCAAGCCACAUUGCGGGUGUCGCUCUUAACAAAGGCAACAACACAAUGGACCCGGAUGCUUUACGCAGAGCUGCUGGAUCCCCACAGCCGACGAGCCGCCUUUCUGCAAUCCGACGCCCACCAAGGCUGGAUAUAGACGCGGUUCGAGAAGCUGAGUCAAGAGGAAGUCUUACUAGCUUGCCAGACCUGAUCCGACGUGCCACCCGGUUAGCCUCGAUGAUCGACAAGGGCAAACGCCCAUCAAGUCGCCUCGAUGAACUCGACUUCUUUAGCGAAAAAGCGGGUGGCGACAGAAUGAAGCGUUCGUAUGAUGAACGCUAUCAGUCGGGCUUUUCAGAUAUGCUGGCUGCCUUCCCCCCUCCUGUACAGACUCCUCAGCACACUGGCCGCGGCCCCAUGGGUUCUUGGCCUCUUGUGCCAGGAAACAACUUUGUGACGGGCCGUGAGAAAUUCUCGGUGACUCCUGAGGAUCAGGCGCCAGCCAAGCCAAAAGGUCGUCGGUGUUGCGGGUUGCCCUUGUGGGGAUUCAUUCUGAUCAUCCUGCUUAUGCUAUGCAUCAUUGCGGCCGCCGUCGUUGUUCCCCUGGAAUACUUUGUGUUCAAGAACCUGGGCAACCACGAAAAGUCGACGGGUGUCAACCUCGACACGUGCGCAAAGACUCUGCCGUGCCUGAAUGGCGGAAGCGGCGUUGUCGUCAACAACACAUGCUCGUGCAUCUGCACCAAUGGCUUCACCGGCGCCAACUGUGGCUCAAGUGGCUCCGCGGGCUGCACAACGACAAACUUGAUUCCCACGGAUGGCUCUUCUCAUAUUAACAAUGUCACCCUCGGCUUGGCCAUUCCACGCAUCAUCGCUGACUCUAACAAGAAUUUUUCUAUUCCUCUUGUGGGAACGAGCAUCUUGGCCAAGUUUAACACAGCAAACCUCUCUUGCAUCGCGCAAAACGCCCUUGUUACUUUUGACGGCCAGUCGACGAGAACAGGCCUGGCUACUGCUAUAGUUCAGAAUACUGACGACUCGACCAAAGGCAAGAAACAGGCUGGCGAUGAUUCUGCGCCAUCACCCGUGCUCACUUCCCGGCAGUUGGAAGCCGCUCAGGGCGAAGCACCCGUGUUGGCUCGAAGAGCCUCAGCAUCGAGCUCGUCCCCCUCUCCCCAGCAGACCAGCCUAUUCACAGUUACUCAAGAAGUUCUCGACUUUGCUCGUACAGCAGUACUGUACGUCCUGCAAGAAGACAGUGUCGACGCUGCCAACACCGCUCAGACUCAGCUCCAGCAAUUUUUCACAGAAGCCACUCAGUCCAUCACCAAGUUCGGCUCCCAAGUGACUGUGAAGGAGGCGUCUAGCAUCUCUAUCGGAGGAAAUAGGACUGUUAAUCUGGUCGACACCAAGGUUAACAUUGGCCAAGGUCCCGUGGGAGGCAAAACAACGUCUAAACGUAGCCUCUGGGACUUUUGA
Molecule: messenger RNA, 2289 nt
Organism: Trichoderma virens Gv29-8
Lineage: Eukaryota; Fungi; Ascomycota; Sordariomycetes; Hypocreales; Hypocreaceae
Exons: 2
Coding region: 1-2289 (762 amino acids)
Source: RefSeq, a predicted model, not a curated record